Molecule: messenger RNA, 2592 nt
Organism: Papilio machaon (common yellow swallowtail)
Lineage: Eukaryota; Metazoa; Arthropoda; Insecta; Lepidoptera; Papilionidae
Product: venom dipeptidyl peptidase 4
Exons: 13
Coding region: 211-2442 (743 amino acids)
Biological process (GO): proteolysis
Molecular function (GO): serine-type peptidase activity; dipeptidyl-peptidase activity
Source: RefSeq, a predicted model, not a curated record
CGCGCGCAUUUUAGGUUUAGUCUUUUAGUCUGUGACUGAUUGUGUCAGUGAGUGUUCACGCGUCUCGCGCGCUGCUUGUCAGUCGGUUGCGCGAAAUUUUCGUCGUCCGUGCGUUGUGAAGUUGUGAUGUUUAGAUGUUCUGAUUAACUCGUUAACUCUCAUUGAAGAGAUCUUGUGCUCGUCCCGUGACUAGUUUUGUAAUAACGUACUAUGGCACGCUUGUUCGUAAUACUGUUAUCACUCACACUGAUGGGAUGCCUCACCGAGUCCUCCCUCUACACGCCGUUUGUUCCUAAAACAUUCAAUUUGGAAGAAAUCGUGCCUUUACAGCCCGAUUUUUAUCCAGAAAGGGUGCAAAUAAAUUGGAUAUCAGAUACAGAGUAUAUAGUAAGGGAACAUCAAAGGGAUUUUAGAAAAUAUGACGCAAUCACUGAUACUUUUGUGACUAUAUUAAAUGAAAGCGACUGGUUCAAUUUGAACCAUUAUGCUCUGACGUCGUAUUCAAAAGACCUCAAAUAUUUUUUGCUGGCUGCUAACAUGACUAAGGUGUACCGACAUUCAACUUUAGCUGACUACUACGUUUAUGACAUCGAACUAAAGACUACAUCUAAAAUAGGGCAAGGGAGGACGCAGGUAGUGGAAUGGGGCACGGGGGGUGCGCUAGCCUACGUGGAGAAUAAUAACGUUUACUAUGUCCCAAACGUCGCCCGUCCUCACAUAGUUACUGCGCUAACGAGCACUGGCAUCCCGGGGGAACUCUACCAUGGGGCCACCGACUGGAUAUAUGAAGAGGAGGUGUUCAACGCUCCUGAAGCGCUGUGGUUUUCACCCAACGGAUCGUAUCUCGCUGUAGCAUCCUUUGACGAUAGAGAGGUGGAGUCCGCGAUCUAUCAGUACUAUGGCAAUCCUAGCGAUUUAGAUAACCAAUACCCAACGCUUGUUCAAUUUAAAUAUCCCAAGGUAGGUCGCACAAAUCCAGUGGUCACUCUUCGAGUCUACAAUUUAAGUAAUAUUGAAAACGAUCCCCUAUAUAUACCGGCUCCUGUCGAUGUUAUUGGACUGGAUCACAUACUAGGCAGAGUGGACUGGGCGACGGAUUAUAACUUAAUCGUCCUUUGGUUGAAUAGAAGACAGAAUAUCAGCAUCCUCAUUAACUGUGAUUUAAUUAACAAUAAAUGCAGCAUGGUAAAAGAACAAACGGAGAGAAAUGGCUGGAUAGAUAUUCCGGAUCCUUAUUUCGAUAGCACAGGAACUAAAAUGCUUGAAAUACAACCAUUGUUCUAUAAUGAUCAAAGAUUUCUGCAUGUAGCGCUGUUUGACUUCAAUACAUUGACAACGACAGAUUUGAGUCCGGGUAAUUCUACAGUGACUGCGAUUGUCGGAUGGAAUGAGGAAACGGAUACAGUGUAUUAUAUUGUGUCGCCUUGGGACCUACCGUGGCAGAGGCAGCUAUGGGCGACGUCGCAAGGCGUCAGUAGAUGCAUAUCUUGUAGGGACUCGACGUGUCGUAACGUAGUAGCAGAUUUUUCACCUCAAGCUAGUUACGGUAUCGUGUCUUGUAGCGGAACUAAUUCGCCUCCUGUGACAUAUUUACUUAAUGCAAAGACAAAUGGAUUAAAGAUUAUCGUAUAUAAUAAUGAAUUGAGUGAAAAGUUAAGGCAUUAUCGUUUGCCAAUGGCCUUAUUCAACUCCAUUACGCUAGACGAAGACAUUGUGGCUCACGUAAAACUGCUACUUCCACCUGAAAUGCAAGAAGGAAAGAAAUAUCCGAUGAUAUUGAGAGUUUACGCCGGACCUGGUACAACUAGAGUUAGGGACAACUUUAAUUUAGAAUACUACGCGUCAUAUUUAUCAACAAAUAGGAGUUUUAUAGUAGCAUCAAUAGACGUCCGAGGCUCAGGCGCUAUGGGCGUGGAGGCGAUGCACGCGGUCAACAACGCGCUCGGCUCCGUAGAGAUAACAGACACCUUGUCUGCGCUCGAACGGUUGAUAAGUAUUUAUCCAUUCAUCGAUCCGGACCGCAUCGGCGUAUGGGGCUGGAGCUACGGCGGAUACGCCACCACAAUGAUGCUUGUAAAGGACGACGUUAGAUUGCUGGCCUGUGGCGCUGCCGUCGCGCCUGUCACCUCUUGGCUCUACUAUGAUUCAAUAUACACGGAGCGUUAUAUGGACACACCACAAGCCAAUCCAUUAGGCUACAAGCAGUCGGACCUACUAGGCGCGGCCCAGAGCUUGCGUGGCCGCCGAUACCUCCUAGUGCACGGGAGCGGCGACGACAACGUCCACUACCAGCACAGCUUGCAACUUGCCAAGCAGCUGCAGCAUGCUGAUAUAGCUUUCGAACAAUUGAGUUACACCGACGAAAAUCAUUCAUUGGCGGGAGUGAGUCGACAUUUUUACCACGCGCUUGAUCAUUUCUGGACGGAAUGUUUUGAUCAAUAGAUAUAAGUACUAUGUUAAUUUAUUGAUAAGUAUAUUACUUAAUAUGAAAUGCAAAAAUCAAGACUGCGUGAAUGUGUUCCGUUGCUUCGUGGUACAAAAAUCUUUACUUGUUCGUGAUGACAUUAAAUAAAAUGACGAAUGAUGAAAGAA